CACGAUGCUAGACGCCCAGGGUAGGUCAAUGGAGAUGAGAACUACAGGACCACAAAAGCAGAUGACAACCGUCUUCACAAACACCCAGCAGUCACAGUCGAGUGGUUUGUAAUGGGUACUUCUUUGUUCAAUGCGACCAUCUCAGUCAACUCAACUCGGACAGGCUGGGUCAAUGAGCCGAAUAUCAGAGGAUCAUGGGGUAUACUAUUGCCCUGCAUCUCUACACUUCUUGUCUGCUCAUGGUCGGUGAUGCACCUUAACUUACCAGCAAAAUCAAGCUCCAAUACCGAAAAGCUCUUUCCAUAUCUAUACUGGUGUUGCAUUGGCAUAUUCGGACCAGAACUCGCUAUCUGGGCGGCUUGGCGACAGCUACUAUCCGCAAAAGCCUUGAAGAGAGAGAUUGAAGAGGCAAGGCUGACUUCAUAUGAUUUCUCUUUGGCACAUGGAUUCUACGCUGUCAUGGGCGGAUACGCAUUUGACUGCAACAAAUCUUUCGAAGUCGAAUCCCAGACCUUUUGGUCAAAGACACAGCGCAUCACGCUUACGCCGAAAGGUGUGCUCUUGCUUGCUUCAUGCGGGCAUCUCCCGGAGAUCACGGCUCAGGAUAUCGCAGACAAGAGUAAAGUUGACGAGCUUGGUAAACUGGUCGCUUGUCUUCAGGCUGGCUGGUUCACCAUACAGAUCAUAUCUAGAUUGGCCUGUAGUCUACCUAUAACGUUGCUCGAGGUGACAGUGGUCGGCCAUGUUGUGUGUGCUUUGGUACUGUACGCACUUUGGUGGCACAAACCUCGCAGAAUCGAAGAGCCGAAUGUACUCACAGGCUCUUGGACCGCUCCUCUAGCAGCCUUCAUGGUCAUGUCAAGUCGAGUCGAGGAAGUCACCAGCUCUGCGCUUCCAGGAUUCCAGGUCGAGCUGCAACAGCCAGAGAUUACAACUCUGAAGUUUCGUAUCGAAUCAGAAGAUGGCACAGUCCAUGUCAAGAAUCGUGGUUACUCGGAGCGCGAGCCAGAUAAGGUCGACCACAUAGUCCAGGUACGAACCAAGACCGGGAUAUCACUAUUGUACGAAGAAGAGGUUGCUCGGGAGAACACAUACGUCGACUGGAAGGAGCAAGCCGAAGCCCGUCUACGACUCGCUUGCUCUGCGAUACAGCAAUAUCCCGCCAUUCGCACACUUCUUCGCCGACCAGUUUGCGAAACAGACCGCAAGUAUGCCUCCGCACUAGCAGCAUAUCCCGAAAUGCCGAAACGUUGCCGCAAAGAGCGAGACAGAGAAGCAAUGCUCCAGAAUAUCUCACCCUGGCUCGAAUGUGAUACACAAAAUCUCGUCUCCCACACCGCCAGUGACUGGCCCCACGACGGGCUGGUCCGUACAACAGGUGGCCUGAUAAUGGGCACCGUCCUCUGGGUCGCCAGUAUAAUCUUUAGCGCCGUGCACAUAGCAGCAUGGCACGCCAGCUUCCCCUCCGAAGCAGAAGCAUGGUUAUGGCGUUUCUCAUCCAUGUUUAUCGGAUUCUCUGGUCUGCUUUGGGCCUUUCUACAUGUUCUGGCUGAAGUCUCUGCUAGGUUAUGGUGGACGUGGUAUGACGUUAUGAUUGGAGAAGCCUCACAGAUACUGACCAUGGCUAUCACUGCUCUUUGCUCCAUGUGUGGGAUUGUGUAUCUUUUGGCUAGGGCGUUUCUGGUGGUGGAAGCGUUUGUGGAGUUGAGAUCGUUGCCGACCAUGGCUUAUGCUAUUCCUCAGUGGUCAGUCAGUAUCCCACAUGUUGGAUAGUUCUCUCGUAUCUUAUGUGCGAGCGCCGUCU
Molecule: messenger RNA, 1804 nt
Organism: Aureobasidium subglaciale EXF-2481
Lineage: Eukaryota; Fungi; Ascomycota; Dothideomycetes; Dothideales; Saccotheciaceae
Exons: 2
Coding region: 112-1773 (553 amino acids)
Source: RefSeq, a predicted model, not a curated record